This is a messenger RNA of Lingula anatina, 577 nucleotides long. Its product is annotated as cryptochrome DASH. Gene Ontology annotation, molecular function: FAD binding; damaged DNA binding; deoxyribodipyrimidine photo-lyase activity. Lineage: Eukaryota; Metazoa; Brachiopoda; Lingulata; Lingulida; Lingulidae. Gene Ontology annotation, biological process: photoreactive repair. The record is from RefSeq and is a predicted model, not a curated record.
UUCAUUGGGCCUACAGCCAUUUGCAAGCCAGUCAUGUGCUUCCCUUGUACUGCUUCGACCCAAGACAUUUUGCUGGGACUUACCACUUUGGCUUUCCUAAGACUGGUGCCCAUAGAUUGCAGUUUUUGUUAGAAAGUGUUGAUGACAUGAGGAAGAGCCUGAAAGCCAGAGGAAGCAAUCUCAUAAUAAGACAAGGCAAACCAGAAGAUGUGGUACCUGCCAUUAUCAAAUGUCUGGGACAGGGAAAUGUAAUAGCUGUUGGAUUUCAAGAAGAGGCUACACAGGAAGAGUUAGAUGUGGAAGCAGCAUUAAAGAAGAAUUGUGGAGUUCAAAUUAAGACAUUUUGGGGAUCUACCUUGUAUCAUAAAGAAGACGUGCCAUUUAAGAUACAACAGUGAGUUCCAUCUAAAAACAGAUCUAAGAUAUAAUCUAAAACAAUCCAAGUAAAAAAUUUACAGCAGUGAGUUCUGUCUAAAAAAAAGCUCAAGAUAUAAUCGAAGACAGUCUAAUUUUACAGAUAUCUUUCCGUCUGAUGUCAUUUUCGAGGAUAAAGUAGGUAUAUUAUUUUCUGUUUCAU